Messenger RNA from Lolium perenne, 5073 nucleotides. RefSeq names its product ABC transporter C family member 3. The record is from RefSeq and is a predicted model, not a curated record. Gene Ontology annotation, biological process: transmembrane transport. Gene Ontology annotation, molecular function: ABC-type transporter activity; ATP hydrolysis activity; ATP binding. Gene Ontology annotation, cellular component: membrane. Lineage: Eukaryota; Viridiplantae; Streptophyta; Magnoliopsida; Poales; Poaceae.
ACCUCUACCUCUCCGUCCGUCAGACCCCAAGGAGUCGAGCGAGCCGCAGCCGCCGUGCCAUCGAUCGCGACCUGUGCACCCAGCGACCAAUGGCGGGCGCGGCGGUGACGCCCGUGUCGCGUCACCGGCGACUAUUUAACUCCGUGCUCCCCUACCCGCUCCACUCAGUCAGCCACCCGUCUCCAUGUCCAUGCCCACCGCGGCCGCGCCCUCGUCGUGGCCCUUGGCGGCAUCGAUGGCGGCGGGUCACGCCGACCAGCAGCCUCUGCCCAUAUUCCUGUGCCCGGUCAUCCUCCACGGCGUGGGUGCCGCAGUCCACCUCCUGCUCGCCCUCGCCAUCGCCAGCCAGCUCAUCUUCGCCGCCCGCAACCGCCGCGGGAAGGAACCGGCGGCGGCGAGAGGCGGCGGGUUCCGGUGGGCCCGGCUAGCGGUGCGCGCCACGUCGGCUCUGGCGGCGUCCGAGGUCUUCCUCGCCGCGUACUCCCUGGUUUCCUGGUACCUCGACAACACCCGCGGGGGCGGCGGAGCCGCGGGGUGGCGGGCGCCCGAUGCGGUGGCGGACCAGGCGGACGCCGUGUCCCGCGCGGUGGCGUGGCUGCUGCUCGCGGCGUACCUGCAGCUCGAGUACCGCGGCCGCGGGGAGGAGCGUUUCCCGGCGCUGCUCAGGCUCUGGUGGGCGCUCUUCCUGCUGCUCUCGGUGCUGGCCGUCGCCGUCCACGCGGCGACGGGCCUCCAGUACAGACUGCCCGUGCCCCCGCUGUCAUGGGCGCGCGACGCCGUCUCGGUCCUCGCGGGCGCGGUGCUGCUCGUCGCCGGGUUCUCGGCCAAGAGCGAGGCGGCGAGCGGCUCUGUUUCAGAGGAGCCUCUGCUCAGCGGCGCGAACAGGACGGCCGGCGACACCAUCGACGCUUCCAUGUUUACAGGCGCCGGCUUCCUCAGCUUCCUCACGUUUUCCUGGAUGUGGCCACUGCUAGCCGUCGGCCACAGGAAGACGCUUGAUCUCGCCGACGUCCCGGACCUUGACCACGGAGACAGCGUGGCCGGCCUGCUCCCGUCGUUCAAGGCGAACCUCGACGCGCUCACCGGCGACGGCUCCGGUGGCCAGAAGGUCACGGCGUUCAAACUCACCCGGGCCAUAGUGCGCACCGUGUGGUGGCACAUCGUGGUGACCGGGCUCUAUGCUCUGAUCUACAGCCUGGCCAUCUACGUUGGCCCAUACCUCAUCGACUCACUGGUACAGUACCUCAACGGCGACGAGAGGUACGCCGGCAAGGGGAAGCUCCUUGUUGUCACCUUCAUCGCAGCUAAGGUGUUUGAGUGCUUGUCACAAAGGCACUGGUUCUUCCGGCUACAGCAAGCCGGGAUACGAACAAGGUCUGUGCUUGUCUCCACCGUGUACCAGAAAGGGCUCUCCCUGUCCAGCAGCUCCAGACAGAGCCGCAGCAGCGGCGAGAUGAUCAACAUCAUCAGUGUAGAUGCAGACCGCGUCGGGCUCUUCUCAUGGUUCAUGCACGACUUCUGGUUGGUGCCGCUCCAAGUAUCCAUGGCAUUGUUCAUCUUGUACUCCACCCUCGGGAUUGCUUCGCUUGCGGCGCUCGGUGUCACCGUUAUUGUCAUGCUUGCCACUGUGCUUCCGAUGCAAAUGCAGGAGAAGUUCCAGGGGAAGCUGAUGGAUUGCAAGGAUGUCAGGAUGAAGGCGACAUCUGAGAUCCUGCGCAACAUGAGGAUUCUUAAACUGCAGGGGUGGGAGAUGAAGUUCUUGUCCAAGAUCAUUGACCUGAGGAAGACAGAGGAAAGCUGGCUCAAGAAGUAUCUUUACACGUCGACCAUGACAACUUUCGUGUUCUGGGGUGCCCCGACCUUCGUAGCGGUGGUAACCUUCGGAGCCUGCAUGCUCCUAGGGAUACCAUUGGACUCAGGGAAGGUGUUAUCUGCAUUGGCCACGUUCCGUGUCCUUCAAGAACCAAUAUACACCCUUCCCGACAUGAUCUCGAUGUUUAUUAAGACUAAGGUGUCUCUUGAGAGGAUAGCAUCUUUCCUGUGUCUCGAGGAGUUGCCGAUGGAUGCUGUGCAGAGGUUGCCAAGUGGUAACUCUGAUGUCUCAGUUGAGGUCAGCAAUGGGUGCUUCUCCUGGGACGCCUCAUCUGAAGUACCAACGCUGACGGACCUGAACUUUCAAGCUCGCCACGGCAUGCGGGUUGCAGUCUGUGGGAUGGUCGGCUCUGGAAAAUCAAGCUUGCUCUCUUCCAUUCUUGGUGAGAUGCCAAAGCUAUCAGGAGAGGUCAAGGUUUGUGGAACAAUGGCCUAUGUCAGCCAGUUGGCAUGGAUACAGAGCGGCAAAAUUCAGGACAACAUACUGUUUGGCAAGGAGAUGGACACUGAGAAGUAUGACAGGGUCCUUGAGUCGUGUUCUCUGAAGAAAGACUUGGAGAUAUUACCAUUCGGUGACGAGACAGUAAUUGGAGAGCGAGGCAUCAAUCUUAGUGGCGGGCAGAAGCAAAGGAUUCAGAUAGCCCGAGCUUUGUAUCAGGAUGCCGACAUCUAUUUAUUUGAUGAUCCGUUCAGCGCAGUCGAUGCUCACACAGGCUCCCAUCUCUUCAAGGAAUGCUUGCUUGGGGCUUUGGGUUCAAAAACAGUGAUUUAUGUUACUCACCAGAUUGAAUUCCUUCCUGCAGCUGACCUUAUUCUGGUAAUGAAAGGUGGGAGAAUAGCACAAGCAGGCAAAUAUGAUGAAAUACUUAGCUCAGGGGAAGAGCUAAUGGAACUGGUUGGCGCUCACCAAGAUGCUCUCACAGCAUUGGACGUGAUUGAUGUUGCUAAUGGAGGCAGUGAGGCUCUCUCUUCUAGUGGUGCAGCAAGCCUUUCCAGGUCAGUGUCAUCAGCUGAGGAGAAUGAUAAACAAAAUGGUGAACAAGACUUUGGCAAGGUUCAAAGUGGGCAGCUGGUGCAGGAAGAGGAAAGGGAAAAGGGAAGGGUUGGGUUCUGGAUCUACUGGAAGUACCUUACAUUGUCUUAUGGAGGAGCUCUUGUACCAUUCGUGUUGAUAGCUCAGAUACUUUUUCAAGUACUUCAGAUUGCUAGCAAUUACUGGAUGGCUUGGGCCUCUCCUGUGUCGAAGGAUGUCGAGCCUCCAGUGAGCAUGUCAACACUGAUCAACGUCUUUGUCGCAUUGGCUGGUGCAAGUUCGCUGUGCAUCCUCAUACGAGCACUGUUUCUUGUGACAGCUGCAUACAAAACGGCAACUCUGUUAUUCGGCAAGAUGCAUAUGUCAAUUUUCAGAGCUCCUAUGUCUUUCUUCGAUUCCACUCCAAGUGGGCGCAUCUUGAAUAGAGCUUCAGCUGAUCAAAGUGAAGUGGACACCAGCAUUGCUCAACAGAUGGGUUCAGUCGCAUUUUCCAUGAUACAACUAGUUGGAAUUAUUGCUGUAAUGUCUCAGGUUGCAUGGCAGGUGUUUGUUGUUUUUGUUCCUCUAACUGUGGCCUGCUUCUGGUAUCAGCGCUACUACAUUGAUACAGCCAGAGAACUGCAAAGGCUGGUUGGGGUUUGCAAGGCUCCUAUAAUACAGCAUUUUGCAGAAUCCAUUACUGGAUCAGCAACCAUCAGAAGCUUUGGCAAGGAAAAUAUGUUUGUAUCAACUAAUAGCCAUCUAAUGGAUGCCUUCUCUCGACCUAAAUUCUAUAACGCUGCAGCAAGGGAGUGGCUUUGCUUCCGCUUGGAUACGCUAUCAUGCCUUACAUUUGCGUUCUCUUUGUUAUUUCUGAUCAGUCUACCGACUGGUUUCAUUGAUCCAGCAAUUGCUGGUCUCGCUGUCACAUAUGGGCUUAAUUUGAACACACUCCAAGCAUUUGUAGUCUGGUGCAUGUGCAGUUUGGAGAACAAGAUUAUAUCUGUAGAAAGAAUUCUGCAAUAUAUAAGCAUUCCAGAAGAGCCCCCUCUUUCAAUGUCAGGAGAUAAGUUGCCUUAUAACUGGCCGUCAGAGGGAGUAAUUGAGCUCCAUAACCUCCAUGUGAGAUAUGCUCCACAACUACCAUUUGUUCUAAAGGGCCUUACAGUCACUUUUCCUGGAGCCAUGAAGACUGGCAUUGUUGGAAGAACAGGUAGUGGUAAAUCAACUCUUAUACAGGCCCUUUUCCGUAUUGUGGAUCCUACUAUCGGUCAGAUACUAGUAGACGGUGUCGACGUUUGCACCAUUGGACUGCAUGAUCUGAGAUCUAGACUGAGCAUCAUUCCACAAGACCCAACGAUGUUCGAGGGAACUGUAAGGAGCAACAUUGACCCUCUCGGAGAGUACAAUGACAAUCAAAUUUGGGAGGCAUUAGAUAACUGUCAGCUAGGAGAUGAGGUCAGGAAAAAGGAGCUGAAACUUGACUCACCAGUGAUAGAGAAUGGAGAGAACUGGAGUGUGGGUCAGCGCCAGCUUGCCUGUCUUGGUAGAGUGAUUCUGAAAAGGAGUAAGAUACUGGUUCUGGACGAAGCCACUGCUUCAGUGGAUACCGCGACAGACAACUUGAUCCAGAAGACACUACGGGAGUAUUUUUCGGAGGCGACGGUCAUCACAAUUGCGCAUCGAAUCACCUCGGUCCUCGACAGUGAUAUGGUCUUGCUUCUUGACAACGGUGUUACCGUGGAGAGUGACACACCGGCCAGGUUGCUGGAGGAUAAGUCGUCUCUGUUCUCAAAGCUUGUAGCAGAGUACACGAUGAGGGCUACGUAGCAAACGAGUGAAAGCUCCGCGGCUUUUGUUGAGCUAGUCUGAAUGUUGAUAAUGCAGAACAAUUGCUGGUAGGAAGUAUUAGCAGAUCUGCCACGGAUAACUUUUUGCGGCCAUCGCUUGGUGGCCGAGGAAUCGGGAGAGGAAGGGAGGGGGAAGGGAGGAAGGAGAGGCAACUGGGAGGGUGUGUUCGGGAGAUAAGAGGGUUUGUUAGGAUUAGGACCGCUGGGAUAGACCACAAUGGCUGUCGUCGCCGUGCAUAGGUGCAUGUACUGUACUUUUUUUUGGGUAGAAUGAUUAGAACUUACAUUACAGAUAUAUAAAAAUAUAUAGACAUGAAACAUGGAGCUUAAAUUUAAAUA